UCCAUGUUUGAUACCUGUAUCUCAAAGUAAGACGAUUGUUCGUAGUCCGUGGUCCUUAGUUUAAAGUCCGUUCCACUCUUAUCGUUUUCAAAAUUCCUCUACCGGUAGCGAGAAACCGCACCUAUCGCGCUGUCUGUUUACGCGGUUAGUCUUCUUUCUGACUGAACUCUACAUACUUGCAAGUUCUUUAAGACGAAAAAAGACUGAUUUAGACUCCUUAAACCUUGAUUCAGCUUGAAAAGAAUGGCAAGUGAGCCUCACGAGUGGCCUCAAGGUUAUGGAUAUCAACAACCACAGCAACCUGUCAUUCAACAACAACCAGGGGUCCCCGGACAAAUGAGUUGGAUGCCUGCACCUCAAGCACCAAUGGGCUGCCCUCAAGGACUGGAAUAUUUAUCGGCCGUCGAUCAAAUACUGAUUCAUCAACAGGUCGACCUUGUCGAAGUUUUGACUGGAUGUGAAAGAACCAAUAAGUACAGGAUUUGCAAUACCAUGAGUCAACAAAUAUACUUUGCUCUUGAAGACACAGACUGCUGUACUCGACAGUGCUGUGGUCCAGGUCGUCCAUUUGAGAUGAGAAUUGUUGAUAACAUGCAAAGAGAAGUGAUGCACCUCUCCCGCCCUGUGCGGUGCCAGUGCUGUUGGUGGCCCUGUUGUCUUCAAGAGAUUGAAAUACAAGCCCCCCCUGGAACAGUCAUAGGCUAUGUGCAGCAAAAGCCAUCUCCAUGGAAAAUAAAGCUAGAAAUUCAAGAUUCUCAGCAUCAGCACAUCAUGACAAUCAAUGGACCAUGCUGUCCUUGUGGCUGUUCAGACAUUGAGUUCCCUGUUUUUUCAGCUGACGGAAGCAGUGAAAUUGGAAUGAUAACCAAACAGUGGACCGGAUGUACCCGAGAGACAUUCACUGAUGCAGCAAACUUCGGCAUCCAAUUCCCUUUAGAUUUGGAGAUAAAGUUCAAAGCCAUUUUACUGGGAGCAGUCUUCCUUGUUGAUUUCAUGUUCUUUGAACGUGGCAGCUAAAUAUGAACAGAGGAUUGUUUAUUCAACAUUUCAAGGAUGGAAGGAACAGGAUUUGCCUCAAAAUCUUUACAAAUAUCGAAUUAUUUCAGAGCUCUUUGUUUUCUAUUUAAAUGACAAAAACUGGAUAAAUAUUUGGUUUUCUUGAAGUUUCUCUGGCAUGGUGAUGCACUUGAACAGAAUGUAUUUUCAAGGUUCUUUUGAUCCAUUAUGCUUGUAACAAAUAAUUUUAAGAGUGGCCACUGAAAACUAUUUACUGCUUUGAUUUUAGCAACAAUAUCGAUAAACCUCUUUGUACAAACAGGAAAACACUUUGUUUUAACAAAAAUGUCAUUUUUUUCACCACCAAAGUAAAAUUUCAUAUUAUAUGAUUUGGGAUGUAUUUAAAAGCAAAGAUUUUUGUGCUGGCCUUUGAGGGUCAAGAAUUUUUUUCAUUUAUUUCAAGAGAGAAUCAAACUCCUCUUAAUCAAUGUUGUACACAUAAUGUGCUUAUCCAAAUUUAUCUUAGUUAAUAUCAUCUUGUUGGUGGCAAAAUGGACCCUGCUUGGUCCAAUGACUUCCAUAUAUACAUUUAUAUUACUUCAAGUAAAAUCGCAGUUUUUAUUUUUGAUUUUCCCCAUCAUUAUAUCACCAAUACCUUUUCAAGAAAGAGUAGUCACUGUGUCAAUAUUUAUUGUGAGACCUUCAGUGGGCACUAAUAAUGACAUAUUUGUUAUAUUUGAAGUAUAAAAUGUUGUUAUAUAUUUAUUAAACUGGAAAUAAAAGAAAUUUGUUUUUCUUUUGAA
Messenger RNA from Pocillopora damicornis (cauliflower coral), 1799 nucleotides. RefSeq names its product phospholipid scramblase 1-like. Gene Ontology annotation, biological process: plasma membrane phospholipid scrambling. The record is from RefSeq and is a predicted model, not a curated record. Gene Ontology annotation, molecular function: phospholipid scramblase activity. NCBI's taxonomy places the organism in Eukaryota, Metazoa, Cnidaria, Anthozoa, Scleractinia, Pocilloporidae. Gene Ontology annotation, cellular component: plasma membrane.